UUUACAUACUCUACCACAGACAUCCCACAAAGGACAAGCAGGUAAUGUGUUUUCAGGAUGCAAGCGUCUUGGCCUCCACUGAAACAGGCCCUUUAUUGCUUUUGGUCCACUGCUGCAGACCUUUAUACAGAAAACAUCAGGCAGGGCUGGAGAGACCGAUCCAUCCUCUUUAUCACCUGCCUCGCCUUUAGUCUGGUUCUGAGCUCCACCCUCCUCUUCUACCUGUUCUACAUCCUGCAGUGCAACCUGCCGGUAGCCAUUGGGAUAUCUGGCUCCUGCUGGAUAGUAGUGGGGGCCUCCCUGUUCCUCUAUAAGGUGCUGCGCUGCUACACGGUUCUGUUUGUGCUCUCCUGUGGGAUGAGGCAGGGCAGGAACCUGCUCAUCGCUGCCGGGACCAGUCUGGUGUUCCUCAAGAAUGUCCAGAACACACUGGAGAACGUCACAGGGCUCACUAACAGUAUGGUGUGCAACUUGAAGGCCAAGACGUUGUCCCUCAAUACCACACCCCUUAGCAACUACGUCAGGAUGCUGAAAUGGGUUGGUAGGGUCCUCGGAGAGUUCACAGACUUCGGGUUGGUGGAGUUGAAGUCUGAUCUGGAAGUCACAUCCGGAGCGGACUCCGAGGCGUUGAGGGUGAAGCUGGCUGGAGCAGCCGGGACCCUGAAUGGAACUGCGGAGAGCAUGCGGGUCACGGUGGCCAUGCUGUCCUCCAUGGGUCAGAAACUGUUCCCAGCCCUCAGCGUUGUCCUACUAAUGGGUUUGACAGUGGUACAUUUGAAGAGAUACCGUUUCAACAAGAAGUAUGAAAAUAGAUACAUAACCAGGACAUUCAUUCGUUUUGAUGAGAAGCAGAAGGCAGAAGGAAGGCCUCAUGUGCUCCCCCUCACACCGAAGGAGGCGAGGCGUUACAUUACGAUCCAUUCCACACGAUUCACUGCUUCGGGAUGGAAAGACAUACUAAAGUUCAGUGUCCCAGUGAUCACUCACAGUCUGGCCUGGGUGUUUUUCAUAGGUGUCGAUGUACUCACAUUUAGGUUUGUUGAGGUCAUCAGAACCCAACUGCAGCAGCUAGAGCCAUUUAAUGUAUCUUUAAUUAUGAACAUGAAUGAUGACAUGACUCUUAUUGGUGUACCCAUUUCAAAAGACAUACAAAGGAGGGAUUUCUCCUACAAGGUGUCCCUGUUUGAGAAGAAGUGCCUUCCGAACCCUAGACUACUGCUCUGGGAUUCCAUCCUUCCUCUGGUUGGGAUAUUAACUCCUCUUCUCAUCAUGGCCCUGAUGUCUGCCAAGCUCACACAGAUCAGGCUCAUGGUAUGCCAGCAGUUUUUCUCCACUAAUGCUGAUGAGAGGGCGGAGUAUCUGCAUGCUAAGAUCCUAAGGAAGAGAUCAAGAAGGGAAAGAAAGGGGAAGGCUGAGGAAAGCAGUCUGAGAUCCCUUAUUAGAAAGACAGAUUUCUGGUUUCCAAUAAUUUGCAGACCACAGGAGGAUAAUUCCUUACAGCAAACAAGACUCAGCUGCUACAGGAAUAAAUGAAAACAACGGCUUUUCUGUAGUAAAUGCCAAUACAUGAUAUUUCAUAACAACUCUUAUUCCAGACAUAAUUACUAAUUGAGAUUGAACAUACUGUAUGUCGAUUAAGUAGUAAAUUGACAUAACUAUAUUGAUAGAGGUAAAAUUGUGGUUACCAACAUUUUCAAGAAACUGUUUGAAUCAAGAUCAUUUGAGAUAAUGGCUGAUUCUUUAAGUGCUGUGAUAUAUGCUGUCCCUUUAUUUUGCACAAUGUCAAAAACACUUAGAAUUAAGAAAACAUGACAAAUAAUAUAUUUUGUUUUAUCUAAUUAAAAGCCUCAUUAGAACUUUAUAAUUCUUUUUUUAAAAGAAACACAAUGUGAUUCUAAUGAAUCACAUUGUGUUUAUUUAUAAGAAAUUACUCCAAACUAUAUUCACAAUCAUUGAUUACCCUGAAUUUCUUUGAAGAAGGGUGUAAUUGCUGACCACUGGCAGGCAUCAAUAGACUGACCAAUGGCAGGGAUCAAUGGACUGACCAAUGGCAGGAAUCAAUGAACAGACCAAUGGCAGGCAUCAAUGGACUGACCAAUGGUAAACAUCAACUGCCCACAUCAAAAUGCACCCCGUAUCACACUGCAUUGUAGAAAUGCUGUUCCUAGAGCUUUUAUAUUGAGUAUUAUCUCAGGGGUUUUAGGAAAUACUUUGAUAAUUAUUUUUACAGACAGUGGCCUACCGGGCUGAUGAGCUAGAGCCAAGUUAUACGUCUAUUUUAAUCUGACAUACAGUAUAGGUUCCAUUUUACCUAUAAUUUCCUAAAUAAGAAGUUGUGUUGUUUCAACUUUAUAGUUGGAAAUAUCAUAAUUUCCAACUGCGGUGUCCCUUUAAUAUGAAAACGUGUAAGACCUUUAUACUGCAAUACAUCUAUUCUAAACAAUGAACAAAAGUAUGGAAUGUAUUAUUUAUCACUAAAAACAAAGGCUAUUAAAAAGC
Messenger RNA from Esox lucius (northern pike), 2499 nucleotides. RefSeq names its product dendritic cell-specific transmembrane protein. Lineage: Eukaryota; Metazoa; Chordata; Actinopteri; Esociformes; Esocidae. The coding region runs from base 58 to 1533 and encodes 491 amino acids. The record is from RefSeq and is a predicted model, not a curated record. The transcript is spliced from 4 exons. Gene Ontology annotation, cellular component: membrane.